UAUCACUUCUAACCGACAGGUGUUAAACUAAGUCUAAAAUGAAACACUAGUUGUAAUUAAACUUUUCAACAUUAAUUCAGUCGAGUCGUCUACGGAAUGCAAUGUGGAUUGAUACAUGUGCACUACAUUCAUGUGCAGACGCUCGAGUAUACGUAUGAGCAAUACCGUUUAUUCUAGGGAUGGCAGCGGUGAAUUGUGUUGUUUCAAAAUUUUUGCAGGCGCAGCUAACGUUGGUUCUCGAAACCAGACCAUUGAUAUUGUCACAGUGGCUUCCUCCAAGUUCAUACACAUCAAAAAGAAAUUCACAUGUGGCCUGCAGGAGCAGCGCAACGGCGUUUCGGAGGUCACCUCCCAUCAACUCCGUACACUUACGCAGAAGUGUACAAGACAUAAAGAACAACGUCUUUGCGCUGUCGUUGAGUAAACUCUACUCUACAGAAGUCCCCAGUCAGGGCCCUCAACUCAUGGACUUCCCUGCUGUCACAUGGCCCAGUUUAGUCCUCUCUAUCAAAAACUGGAUCCAAGCCACAUUCAUCAUAAAGCCAUACUUGGACUCCAGCUUCAAUCAGCUUGAGUUUCUACAUGGAGCGAAGCAGGCAGUAGCAGUCGUUUCAGAUGUCCUCAGCAGCGGCGAUUUGAAGUCUCUGACAGGUCUUGUCACAAACGAUGCACUCCCAGAGAUUCAGAGAAACCUCAGCCUACUGAAUGUCAGGCAAAGGCAAAAUCUGGUUGUGAGAAUAGCCGACAUCUACUUUUGCUUCUUGUAUCAGAUUGGAAUCAUCAUGGAUGACAACAGCCAAAGAAGGUACGUUGAAGCAACAGUUGUCUACCACUACAUCCCAGGGCUGGCAGAGGCACGUGCAAAGGAGAAGCCUAUAGCAGACAGCAUGUCUGAGGUCAAAGACCUUGUGUACGUUGCAAACUAUAGGUUCAUCCGAGAAUACACCAAAGGCGUUCAAAGUGACUGGACGAUCAACAGACUGAAUCAUUUCAAGCUACAUCAAGAAUGACAAAGCACAGAUAGGAUGUACAAAAACUGCCAAAGUAGAAAAUACUGCCUCUUACAGAAGUUACAAGGAAGGACGUUACGACCGCAUGAACUGACAUUUUAUUUUGGGGUUAAUAAAGGCAUCGAAGGUGUA
Messenger RNA from Ornithodoros turicata, 1142 nucleotides. Its product is annotated as m-AAA protease-interacting protein 1, mitochondrial-like. Lineage: Eukaryota; Metazoa; Arthropoda; Arachnida; Ixodida; Argasidae. Gene Ontology annotation, molecular function: ribosome binding. Gene Ontology annotation, biological process: protein insertion into mitochondrial inner membrane from matrix. The record is from RefSeq and is a predicted model, not a curated record. Gene Ontology annotation, cellular component: mitochondrial inner membrane. The coding region runs from base 180 to 1010 and encodes 276 amino acids. The transcript is spliced from 5 exons.